UCCAUCGGAAUUCACAGGCGGCUCCAGCAGAUCAUUUACACGAGCAGCAGCAAAUCCAUCCAUGGGGGCGGGAAUGAAGCGCGCUAGGGAGCAGGAGGUACUGUCGCUCGCGCUGUCGCUGAGCACGGACUCGACGUCGUCGUCUUCCACGACGCCGGCCGACUCGGCCAGUGCGCCGGCCAUGAAAAGGACGCGGCGGGGAAGAGUGGUGGCGACGUCGGGAGAAGGGGAGUUCGUGUGCAGGACGUGCGGCCGCGCCUUCACGACGUUCCAGGCGCUCGGGGGCCACCGGACCAGCCACCUCCGGGGGCGCCACGGGCUGGAGCUCGGCGUCGGUGUCGCCAGGGCCAUCAAGAAGCGGAAGCGGCAGGAGGACAAGCAGCAGCACGAUUGCCACAUCCGUGGGCUGGGCUUCGAGACGGGCCAGGCGCUCGGCGGCCACAUGCGUCGGCUCCGCGAGGAUAUGGCGCUCAGCGGCGCCAUCCACCGGUGGGUCGCUCUGUCGGAUCAGGAGGCGACGCACCAGGCCGCCUCCGACCGGCCGCCGGUCUUGCUCCAGCUAUUCGUGUAGACUCUUUAGAAUCAGAUAGGAUCAGUGUUCGAUCUUGUACAGACUGCAUUUUUGGUGUUUAGCGUUUCUGUUCUUGCUGGAUAAUCUGCUUUGGAUCGGUCCUUUUUUUAACCGAUUGAAUGGAGAUUUACAUGCACAGAUGCACUUGUAUUAUUGUAUACAUAUAAGCAAGACAAAUUCAUUUGUUCUAAAUGCAAUUGAUAGAAUUUUGCACUCA
Messenger RNA from Triticum dicoccoides, 788 nucleotides. Its product is annotated as zinc finger protein ZAT8-like. The transcript has a single exon. Lineage: Eukaryota; Viridiplantae; Streptophyta; Magnoliopsida; Poales; Poaceae. Bases 62 to 571 code for a protein of 169 amino acids. The record is from RefSeq and is a predicted model, not a curated record.